CCCCUGUUCGUCUUUUAAAAGGACAUCAACCUUUGGAGGAUAUCGCUGGGGAUAGCUGAGUCCUCCAAUAAGGACUUGGUUGCUGCUGGAGAAGCUUCCACAUCUGUGUGUGCCAGAGGAAAAGAAGGCCGAUUUCCAUAACCAGUUCCGGUGAUGUGUUGAGGGUUCCCCCAGCCACACUCAGAUGACAUUGGAUUUUAUCCAUCCCGGAACGACUUUCAAACAGCUGGCUGGAUGUUCGUCACAUUGAAAAAUACGUAGACCAAGGUAAAAGUGGAACGAGAGAACUACUUUGGUCCUGGGCCCAGAAAAACAAGACUGUCGGUGACCUGUUACAGAUCCUCCAGGAGAUGGGGCACCGGCGAGCUAUCCAUUUAAUUGUGAACCAUGGAGCUGUCUUCCAUCCUUCAGAGCAGAGUCAUCAGAGAGAUAGAUUUCCAAACAUGUUACCCAAGGAAAUAGCCAAUGUCACAGUGGAUAAUGUUCUUACUCCUGAACAUAAUGAGAAAGGAAUAUUGUUUAAAUCCUCCAUCAGCUUCCAAAACAUCAGAGAUGGGACCAAAAAUUUCCACAAAGACUUCCUAAUUGGAGAAGGGGAGAUUUUUGAGGUAUACAGAGCGGAGAUCCAAAACCGAACAUAUGCCAUUAAAUUAUUUAAACAGGAGAAAAAAAUGCAAUGUAAGAAACAAUGGAAGCGGUUUUUAUCUGAGCUUGAAGUUUUACUACUGUUCCAUCAUCCAAACAUACUGGAGUUGAGUGCAUAUUUUACGGAGAGUGAGAAGUUCUGCCUUGUUUAUCCAUACAUGAGAAAUGGAUCACUUUUUGACAGAUUGCAGUGUGUAGGUAACACAGCCCCACUAUCUUGGCAUAUUCGGAUCAAUGUGUUAAUAGGAACCUCCAGAGCCAUUCAGUAUUUGCACAACACAGAGCCAUGUUCGGUCAUCUGCGGCAGUGUAUCAAGUGCAAACAUACUUUUGGAUGAUCAGUUUGAAGCCAAACUGACUGAUUUUGGCCUGGCACACUUCCGACCCCACCUGGAACAUCAGAACUCUACCAUAAGCAUGACCAGCAGCAGCACUAAACAUCGGUGGUAUAUGCCUGAAGAGUAUAUCAGACAGGGCAAGCUCUCCAUAAAAACGGACAUCUAUAGCUUUGGAAUUGUAAUAAUGGAAGUUCUGACAGGUUGUAAAGUGGUGUUAGAUGAUCCAAAGCAUAUCCAGCUGAGAGAUCUCCUUAUGGAAUUGAUGGAGAAGAGAGGACUCGAUUCAUGUCUUUCAUUCCUAGAUAGAAAAGUGCCUCCGUGUCCUCGGAAUUUUUCUGCCAAGCUAUUCUCUUUGGCGGGCCAGUGUGCUACCACGCGGGCAAAGUUAAGGCCAUCGAUGGAUGAAGUCCGAACUACUCUUGAAAGUACUCAAGCCUGUUUGUAUUUUGCUGAGGACCCUCCUACCUCAUUAAAGUCCUUCAGGUGUCCUUCCCCUCUAUUCUUGGAUAAUGUACCAAGUAUUCCAGUGGAAGAUGAUGAAAGCCAGAAUAAUGAUUCACACCCUCAUGAUAAAGGUUUGAGAAAAGAUAGACCGACUCCAAGAGUUCCAUUCGAAUGCAGCCAGUCUGAGGUUACAUUUCUGGGCUUUGACAGAAAGACCGUGGGUGAGAGAAAUGAGGAUGCUUGCAACAUGCCCAGUUCUUCUUGCAAAGAAAGUUGGUCUGCAAAGUAUGCAGCUCUAUCCCAGGACCCAAGGGCCUAUGGAACAGAUCUGGACCCCUCUGUGGAAGCUCCAGGCCAUUCUCACAGGAGCAGACCAGAGGAGACAAGCUGUUCCUUCGAAUUUUCCUGGAAUGAAUAUGAACAGUAUAAAAAGGAAUCAAUUUCACCAGAAGAUGAAGAAGAAAGCAAGUAUUGCUAAGGCACUGAGUACAGGUAUCAUCUUGGGAAAACAUUGUUACCAUAAGUAAUGCUAAAAGGGAUAUAGAUGAUGAGUUUGGGUGCUGCAGAUCUACAAUCUGGACAAUUCUAUUUCUUCCUUCCCAACUCCCAAAACAGAGUGGCUCAAACCUAGGCUAUCUGAGAGCCAUUCAAAAUUACUUAAGAUCAUGAGCUGUGACUUUAGACAAACAAAACCUACCAACAAGGAACUAGAUUCUACUGUCUUCUCCAUCAUCAUCAACAUGAGCCCUAGUGCCUCCAGUCUGCUAAGUACGUUCAGUUCAGUUAGAUACCAUUGUUCAGUUUGGCUUGCUUGCAAAGGUUAUAGGAAGUGGCUAACUUGUAAAUGUUAACAGAUGCUUUUUUAAAGAAUUACUUUUGUGUUUAUCUUAAUUAAACCUUAGUAUUUUUCUGUUC
Messenger RNA from Suricata suricatta (meerkat), 2341 nucleotides. It is a transcript of the gene IRAK3, whose product is annotated as interleukin 1 receptor associated kinase 3. Lineage: Eukaryota; Metazoa; Chordata; Mammalia; Carnivora; Herpestidae. The coding region runs from base 351 to 1904 and encodes 517 amino acids. Gene Ontology annotation, biological process: protein phosphorylation. Gene Ontology annotation, molecular function: protein kinase activity; ATP binding. The record is from RefSeq and is a predicted model, not a curated record. The transcript is spliced from 12 exons. Gene Ontology annotation, cellular component: plasma membrane.